GGGUCCGAGUCCACUACAUAAUUGGUGACCCCGAAUUUUUUCUUAGUACUUCAUUUUUUUGUAAGCUCAGAACUCCCAAUUUUUUUUGCACGACUACUAUGGAAUCCAAACCUAGUAUGAGUACGGUUCCCUGUGAAAACCACAUUUCCUUUAAUUUACCUGCUUUUGGUGUAUCUAAUCCUCGUGUUUGGUUCACGCAAAUCGAGGCAUAUUUCCGUUUCCGUAGGAUUACUACACAAGAGACUAUGUUUUCCUAUGUAGCUACUCAGCUCCCUACGGAUAUUGCCACUGAGGUGAUCGACGUCCUAGACCCCAUGCCAACAGAAUUUCCGUACGAUACCCUUAAAGCCGCUGUGUUAAAACGCACAACCGCUUCUGACGAGUCUCGCUUAAAGCAACUCCUAUCUGGUGUUGAACUUGGCGACCGCUCCCCAUCACAGCUAUUGCGACACAUGAGAACUUUAGUUGGUAGCUACAAAGUUGAUGACUCAGUCCUGCGCCAACUUUGGACUAAAUGUCUACCACCUAAUACCGUCCUGAUUUUGUCCGUCCAAGGUGAUGAAAUUUCGCUUGAUAAGUUAGCUGAACUAGCCGACAAGGUGCAUGAAUGCUUUUUCAAGCAUCCCAUUAAUCAGGUCUCGCAGCCUACUAACGCGUUUGAAAGUACGUCUGUAAUGGAUAGGCUGCAGAACCAGAUAGAACAGCUAACCGCCCAAGUCUCCAUCAUCACCAAACGUCUUAACCGUCGUCGAAGUGUAUCACCUGGCCGAAACACACGUGCUCUACCCUCCAACCGUGACCAACUGAAUCGUCUCUGUUAUUUUCACAAACGAUUUGGGGAUGCUGCACGGAACUGUAGGCCGUGGUGUUCGCACCCUAAAGCCUUUCGCUUACAGAACCAACAGGGAAACUCGCUGGCCAGCCAGUAAUGGCGACAGCUGCCGCUGGCCAACACCAUAGUCGCCUUCUCCACGUGUUUGACAACUCAACCGGCUACCGUUUUCUCGUCGACACGGGCGCCGAAGUUAGCGUCAUACCCGUAGGUACACAAAAACGCCAACUUUCUCCGGGGCAUGUCACACUCCAGGCGGCCAAUGGUACGAAAAUUCAGACGUACGGUCAGAAACUGUUAACCCUAGAUCUGGGACUCCGACGUCGACUACCUUGGCUUUUCUUAAUCGCCGACGUGCAGAAGCCCAUUCUUGGCAUCGAUUUCUUGACGAAGUUUGGCAUCAUCGUUGAUCUCGGAAACAGGAAACUCCGUGAUAGCGUCACCUCACUUACUGUCUCCGGCAAAGUCCUCGCUAUCGACUCGAUUGGCAUUCGUUUGGCUCUGCCUUCCGACAAUAAGUUUACUGCUCUUCUGCGCCAGUUUCCGUCCAUUUAUCAACCGAUCAGCGACGACUUUCAGCCCAAACACGAAAUCCGCCAUCACAUCGAAACUAAAGGCAAUCCUGUCACCGCCAGACCACGACGUCUUGCUCCCGACAAACUCGCCAUUGCCAAAUCUGAAUUUCAACACAUGAUGAAUUUAGGCAUUAUUCGUCCAUCGAAUAGCCCAUGGUCAUCCCCACUUCACAUGGUUUCAAAGAAAUCCACAGGGGAUUGGCGACCAUGCGGCGACUAUCGCGCUCUAAAUAACGCCACUGUUCCAGACAAAUAUCCAAUUCCCCACGUCCAUGACUUUUCCAUGAGUCUAUACGGGAAACGCCUUUUCUCUAAAAUUGAUCUAGUCCGCGCGUAUUACCAGAUUCCGAUGGCCCCAGAAGACAUACCUAAGACCGCAAUCACGACGCCAUUCGGUCUUUACGAGUUUCUCCGUAUGCCGUUUGGUCUCCGAAACGCUGCCCAGACUUUUCAGCGAUUUAUUGACCAAGUCCUUCGUGGUCUUGAUUUUGUCUUUGCCUAUAUCGACGACAUUUUGGUAGCCAGCGCAACCGAAGAGGAACAUCUGUCUCAUUUACACCAGGUUUUCCAACGUCUAGCUCAUUUUGGUGUCACAAUCAACCCUGCUAAGUGCAUUUUUGGCAUGCCUAGCAUCGAUUUUCUUGGACAUCACAUCGACUCCACAGGUAUACGUCCACUUCCGGACAAGGUCACUGCCAUCACCGACUACCCUGUGCCUCAGUCCAUAAAGAGCCUCCGACGUUUCCUCGGUAUCAUUAACUACUACUGUCGUUUUAUCCCUAACUGUUCCGAUGUCCUAAAACCGCUCACCGAUUUACUGCAGCGUAACCCGAGAAAGCUAAUUCUGUCACCCGACGCUCUAGCUGCUUUCGAAAAAGCCAAACAAACGCUAGCAACCGCGACUUCGCUGAGCCAUCUGAACACAGACGCCAGCACCAGGUUAGUACUUAAAACCGACGCGUCGCAAUCAGCCGUCGGAGCCGUUUUACAACAGGUCAUAGACAACGAAGUCCAGCCUCUGUCCUUCUUCUCACGGAAGCUCCAGCCGGCUCAAACCAGGUACAGCACGUUCGGCCGUGAACUUCUUGCUGUUUACCUCGCCAUUAAGCACUUCCGCCACAUCCUCGAAGGACGCCACUUCAUCGUUCUAACUGACCAUAAGCCACUUGUCUACGCAUUUAACUCGCCAGCUGAUCGCUAUUCUCCUCGGGAGACAAGGCAUCUUGAUUAUAUCUCGCAGUUUACCUCUGCCAUCCACUACAUCGAGGGGCCAGGCAACAUUGUCGCUGACGCGUUAUCCCGCACCGACAUUCACCAACUGUCGACAUCGUCCAUCCACUUAGAGGACAUUGCUGCUGCACAAAUCACUGACUCUGAUUUCGAAUCUGUUCGCAAUAACAAAGCACUGAAGUUCGUCCAGUUACCCUUGCUUCACUGUGAUUCGAAAAUACAUUGUGACAUUUCCACCGGUAAGCCACGUCCAUACGUCCCAUUGUCGUACCGGCGGAAAAUUUUCGAUCAUCUUCAUGGCCUUUCCCAUCCGAGCAUCCGUUCUACCGUUAAGCUCAUCACGGAUCGCUAUAUUUGGCCAAACAUGAAUACUGACAUCAGGCAAUGGGCAAAAUCCUGUAUUCAAUGCCAAAAGAGUAAAGUUCAUCGUCAUACCAUUACCACUCCAGGAACUUUCUCACUUCCAGACGCGCGUUUUAAACACGUUCACCUGGAUAUAGUUGGACCAUUGCCUCCUUCAAACGGUUUUACGCACUUAUUAACUUGUGUUGAUCGUUUCACAAGAUGGCCGCAUGCAGUCCCAUUGCGUGAUACCUCUGCCGAAACUGUCGCUCACACUUUCGUUGAAUCGUGGGCAUCUGUCUUUGGUGUACCUGCGACCAUUACCACCGAUAGAGGACCACAGUUCACGUCCACCUUGUUUCGUGACUUAAACCGCCUCAUGGGAUGCAACCACUUACGCACUACCGCGUAUCACCCUGCAUCUAAUGGUUUGGUGGAACGUUUCCAUAGACAGUUGAAGGCAGCUUUAACAGCCAGCGCUACAUCCUGGUACGAAGCCUUACCUAUCAUACUGCUCAGUAUACGCAACACAAGCAAGGAAGACAUCGGCUGCUCUCCUGCCGAGCUUACCUUCGGUACAACGCUUCGACUUCCUGGUGAGAUGAUCGUCGAUUCCAGAAUCACCGGUGAAUCUGAUCCCACUUCAUAUGUCGCCCGGCUUAAACAUCAUAUGAGUCAGCUCCAGCCAACGCCGACGAGAAGGACAUCACGCAUACCUCAAGUUCAUAAGGAUUUACAUUCAUGCCCCUUCGUAUUCGUUCGCGUUGAUGCUGUUCGCAAGCCCCUGCAACCGCCUUAUGAAGGGCCAUUCAAAGUGAUUUCGCGACAUGACAAGUAUUACGUUGUCGAUCGUAACGGCACGCCUGAUUCUGUCAGUCUCGAUCGUUUGAAAGUUGCCUACCUGGAUGAUUGUUCCAGCUCCACUCCGGUUUUCUCACACUCAUCCUCCUCUGCUACUGAUCCUCGUACCGAAUGUACUCGUAUGCAUCCAACGACAACUACGCCUACAGACUCUACCUGUUUACCACAACCCCCUACAACACAUACUCGUUCUGGUAGGACUAACAAAACUCCUGUGCGUUUCCGCGACUACACACAAUAAUACUAUCGAGCGUUUUCUCUCUUUCCAACGCUCUAGGGGGGGAGUUCUGUAGCGCUUGUAAAUUUACUUAUCUUUCAUUGUACAUUCCUUUCCUAUUACAACCCAUUCUUGUACAUUAACCUUGUACACUUGUUUUGAUUGAUAAAUAACACACUUUUUGAACCACGCGGGCAACUCGACGUGUUCUCUCUGUGUCCUAGUGUCGCGGAUUUUAUGGCAUUGUCGAUCACUACGUUCUAACUUCGAGCAAUAUUCAUUCACAGAUCUCGUUCCGCCUCAACUGGUUUCACCAUCGUCGUUUGUCAUCCAUCGGAGUUGCUGACGCAAGAGGACUAGGAAGUUUUAUGUGGUUGGACUUCUAACCCACGUCGGAACCCUUCUGUGAGUCUUGUCAUUUUUGAUCAUCAUUUAUUCAUCUUUAUUUCUCUUUGGGUCCGAGUCCACUACAGGUUCCUAUG
This is a messenger RNA of Dicrocoelium dendriticum, 4539 nucleotides long. The record is from the annotation of a GenBank genome assembly. NCBI's taxonomy places the organism in Eukaryota, Metazoa, Platyhelminthes, Trematoda, Plagiorchiida, Dicrocoeliidae.